UUGGAAACUUGCUUUUGAUGGUCCUCACAGACUAUUUCCAUGAAAAUCCGGCCAGUUCUGUUCCUUUUCGACUUUGUAUUGAUGGAAAAUGGAUUCUUGUUGAUGAACAACUUUUAAGGGCACAUCCUGGGGGAGGGGCAAUGCUUGCCUAUCGAAAUUUGGAUGCAACUGCUGUUUUUCAUGCUUUUCACGCCGAUUCAAAGCUUGCAUAUAGCUGGUUGAGAGAAUUACGGGCUAAACAAACGACUGUGGAUUCUCUGGAAGGGAAUGGCAUUGUACACGAUUUGACAAACGGAGAACAAAAGGAUGAAAAUGAGGAAAAGACUGAUCUCCACGAAAAAGAAAUUAAAAAGCGUCUUUUAAAUGUUAAUAUGGGAAAAUUUGAAUUAAAUUCAGAGGAGAGCGAAAAGAUUUGCCAGUCAUUUUCAAGAUUAAAAAUUCAAGUUAGAGAAAAGGGGUUAUUUAAAGCAGAUAAUAGCUAUUUUGCCAGAAAAUUUAUUGAAGCAAUUGGUCUCAUUUCUUUUUCACUUUUUCUACAAUCUAAAGAAUAUUUUGUAUUAUCUGCACUUUUUAUGGGUUUGGCAUGGCAGCAAUUGGGGUGGAUGAUACAUGAGUAUGGUCAUCAACAACAUUUUAAGAAUCAUUGGUGGAAUGAUUGUUGUGGUUAUGUUUGUGGAAAUUUCCUUCAAGGCUUUUCUCUAGCAGGGUGGAAGAAUCAACAUAAUGUACACCAUGCUGCCACAAAUAUAGAUGGUAGAGAUGGAGAUUUGGAUUUACUUCCUUUAUGGGCUACUGUUGGAACACAUUUGAUGAGAUUAGAAGGCAAUUCCUUAUGUGCUCGAUUAAUUCCUUUUCAACAUUUAUAUUGGGCUUUUGCACUUCCUUUGCUUCGUCUUUCUUGGCUUUUACAAACUUUACAAUUUGUUUUUAGUAUGCAAUCAAGUUUUUAUAAUAUUUACAGAGAAAGAGCUUUAAUAGAACAAUUAACAGUUAUUGCUCAUUGGACUUUAGUAUUGACUCAAUAUUAUUUUUUACCUAAUUAUCAGGUCCGUCUUGAAUAUUUUUUAAUUUCACAACUUUUUGCUGGAUUUUUACUAUCACAUGUAGUCACUUACAACCAUUAUUCUACUGACAAAUUUCCACAUAACGACCCAAUUCUAAGUAAUUAUGCUUGUCUUCAACUUUACACAACUCGAAAUAUGAGGCCGGGUUUGAUAAUUGAUUGGCUUUGGGGUGGAUUGAAUUAUCAAAUCGAGCAUCAUUUAUUUCCUACAAUGCCUAGACAUAAUCUUAAAAAGGUAAUGCCAUUAGUCAAAGAAUUUUGUGCUAAAAACAAUUUGCCUUAUAUGGUAGACGAUUAUUUUACCGGUUUCAAAUUAACUAUAAAACAUUUACAUAAUGUUGCUGAUAUUGCUAGUGAAUUUUUCCAACGGAAAUUGAGUGGAGGAUAA
Messenger RNA from Meloidogyne enterolobii, 1451 nucleotides. The record is from the annotation of a GenBank genome assembly. NCBI's taxonomy places the organism in Eukaryota, Metazoa, Nematoda, Chromadorea, Rhabditida, Meloidogynidae.